CUUUCUAUUGUUUAGUUGACCUUAGAUUAAUCAAGGUGAUCACUUCGGAUCCAUGUCUCACAUCACGUGAUCACGUGUCAUCGGCGUCGCUACCGGAGAAAGCGUAAUUUUUUUAUCGCUUAAUUGUGAUAGCGAUUCGGUCCGCGAUGCGAUAGAUACCCUACGACAGCAUAUUAUUGACGCGCGUGUCUGCUAUCAUCGAUAGGAGACAAUGUCUCUUUACUACGAUGCGGUGUCCAUCCUGACGGCGCCAUCCUCCACCGGCGGAUCCUUCAAAUCCCGCAUCUACAACGCCCGCAACCUGAAAGCGUCGCCGGCGCAGGUGUUUGCGCUGAUCACGGAAACGUCAAAAUGGGAUAUUCUGCUCAAAGAAGUCAUUGAGAAAGCGGACUUUCUGCAUCUGGAACCUAAAUUGACUCCCCUGCUGGCACUUCUUCUAGUGCACGAUCAUCUUAUUGCGAAGAAAGGGAUCGCGGCGCCCGCGGCGCAUCCGCUCCGCCAGGCGAUUGAGCGACACAAGACCCGGCUGAAGGCAGAGUUCGUCAAGGCCCGUGUCCGCCGUCAAUGUGCCUCCAUUGAAGAGCUGAAGGCUGCAGUUCUCCGAGAGAAAGGCGUUGAUGCGGUACCUGAGGCAUUAUAUCCUCGAUGGGUACGGAUCAAUAAUGUGCGCACGACUCUCGAUGAACAAUUGAAGUCGACAUUCGCCAGUUAUCAGAAAGUCACAGUUCUCUCCGAUCUGGCAGGCGACGAGCGGAAGAUAUAUCUGGAUGAACAUAUUCCAGACCUAGUUGCGGUCCCCCCCGGCAUUGAUCUAACAUCUACGCCGGCGUACAAGAAUGGCGAAAUCAUACUGCAGGACAAGGCGUCUUGCGUCCCGGCGUACCUUUUGCUGGGAGAUGCGACCACGAAGUGGGAUGGGGAUCUAAUAGAUGGAUGCGCAGCACCAGGGAACAAAACGACGCAUUUGGCUUCACUGCUGUAUAGAAAACGGCAUGUCUCGAAAGCAAAGUUGCCGGCGGUUUAUUCCAUGGAUGCGUCUCCCACGCGGGCGAAGACACUACAGAAAAUGGUGACGUUGGCUGGUGCGGAUAAGAUAGUGACCGUACUGCAGGGCCAGGAUUUCCUCGCCUUGGAUCCUUCAGAACCGCGAUUCGAGAACAUCGCUGGUCUGCUACUCGACCCAAGUUGUUCCGGAAGUGGUAUCGUCGGCCGUGAGGACGUCCCUAAACUUGUCCUCCCCGAGGUGAAGGCUGGAUCUGGGAAUGUCCAGGGGAAGAAGCGUAAACGGGGUCGACAAGAGCCAGAGCCCCGAUCCAACCCGCAACCGGAGGAGGCGCUGGAGACGGAGGAAGAAGCUCCCCAUCAGAAGAUUGACGUCGACCGUCUUAUCAAACUGUCCAACCUACAAGCGCGUAUUGUUGAGCAUGCGCUGAGCUUUCCUAGUGCUGAGCGUGUCACAUAUAGUACAUGUUCGAUCCAUGUCCUAGAAAACGAGUCCGUCGUAUCCCGCAUUCUCGCUUCUGACGUCGCAAGGAGUGGUGGUUGGCGAAUCAUGCGACGUGACGAGCAGCCUGAAGGUCUGAAGAAAUGGAAGCACAGAGGAAUCAGGACCGACGUGGUGCCCAUUCCAAACGGGGCUGACCAGCGAGCGGAGGCGAAACCCACUGUGAACCUAACAGAUGAAGAGUUAGAGGCUUGUGUGCGAUGCUGGGCAGGUGAUGAAGAGGGGACUGGGGGAUUCUUCGUUGCAGGUUUCGUCCGGGACCGUGCAAGGGCAGAAUCCCUCAGCGGCCGUCAGAAUGAGAAGCGCGUAUCAGAUGAAUCUCAUUCGAAUGACACGGUCACCUCCGACGAUGACAGCGAAGAGGAAUGGGGAGGGUUUUCCGAUUAG
This is a messenger RNA of Paecilomyces variotii, 1891 nucleotides long. RefSeq names its product putative NOL1/NOP2/sun domain protein. Gene Ontology annotation, molecular function: methyltransferase activity. The transcript has 2 exons. Lineage: Eukaryota; Fungi; Ascomycota; Eurotiomycetes; Eurotiales; Thermoascaceae. Gene Ontology annotation, cellular component: nucleolus. Gene Ontology annotation, biological process: rRNA base methylation. The coding region runs from base 212 to 1891 and encodes 559 amino acids. The record is from RefSeq and is a predicted model, not a curated record.